AUGACGUUGAUAGUAAAACUAAUAAAACGACUUUUUAAAAACAAAGUCGUUACAUACCGAGUAGUGGAUUUAAUGGAUCAAUUAUCAAAUCAAAAAUCAAAAAAUAUAAUAUGUAUUAGCAUCGAAACAGAUAACAACCAUCGUCAAUUCUCUUAUUUCACAAUAGAUGAAUUAAUUAUUUUAUAUCAACAUUCAAAUGUUAUUGAACGCUCUAUUUAUGAAUUAAUGACACUUGUUAAUCAAGUUAAAGCAUAUAUUGAUUUUGAAUAUUAUAUUGAUAGUAAUCUUCACAUUAAAAAUUCUUAUAUUGGACCCACAUGUCUUUUGAAGAUAUUGUAUUUUUCAUUAAACUUACAUGAUCAUACAGUUCAAAACAACAGCGAUCAUAUCAUUCAUAUCUUACAACAGUUUCUCGUAUUAGAAGCAUCAACUUCCGAAAAGAUAUCAUAUCAUUUUAUUCAUGCAAAUCCAAGUGUAUUAUUCGAAAAUAAUCUUACUCUUGGAUUAUUUAUUAAAAGUGUUAUUCAUUAUUAUUUGUUUUUAAUUACACAACAUGAAUGCUCGUCAUUUAAAAUCAAUUUAAUUUCACAAAAGUACACGAUUUCUGAUUUACUGAUAUUAUUGACACCAUAUGUAAAUACAUUACGUACAUGUUGCAUUCAAUGCCAACUACAUAUUGGUUAUAUUACGAUUGCAGAAUUUGCUCACCUACUAGUAUUAGAUAAACAAAAGCACUUAAAUUUAGCAAUUGAUUUAAAUGUCUAUUGUAAAAAUCAACAAUUCAGAUUGUUUGACUCUAUUAAAAUAGGCAAAAGAAAUCCUCUUCGUCAAUCGACUUAUUUUCCGUUUAAUAAUUCACAAGAUUCUUAUUUUGAUGUUCUUCGUAAAUCAUUACUAACUUAUAUCGAAAUGAUUGACAUACCAAUAAUUUAUUUCAAAAACAAUCAAUUCAUUCAUACAUACACAAAUAAAACAAAUUUAUCAUCAACCUUCGAUAAUAAUCUUAUUAACUUAAAUAAAAUUAAUACUCAUAUUAAUACUAACUUUACGUUCGGAUCAAAUUCCACAUCUAUUAGCAAUAUAAAUGAAAUAAAUGUUUCACCAUUAACAAUACCACCAAUGAUCACCGAUUCAACUCAACCAGACAAAGAACGAUUUACAUUGUUUGUAAAGAAAUUAAUUCAAAUAGAUAAACUUCAUCAAGGUUAUAUUCGAUCAUGCGUACGUGGUAAUCGAAAUACAGAUAUAUUAUUCUAUAACAUAGAAGGAAACUAUCGAUUUUGUCCUCGCAAAGGUGCUCAUCAUCAACGCAAUACAAUAGCUAUAUUAAUAGAUACAAAAAAUUUGACAUACACCAUUCGAUGUAAAGAUGCUAAUUGUGACAACAGAUCAUUGAUAUGGAAAAUUAUUGAAUAA
Rotaria socialis is the source of this 1416-nucleotide messenger RNA. Lineage: Eukaryota; Metazoa; Rotifera; Eurotatoria; Philodinida; Philodinidae. The record is from the annotation of a GenBank genome assembly.